AUGAAGGAAAGGCAGUGUGAGGCCAAGUAUGUUGAUGUCUUUUAGGCUGAGCUUCUGGAUGCAGCUGCUGGCAUCCACGUACGAUUCAGAUUAGGUGGGGUGAAGUUUCCACCUGAAAUAUACUAUAAAAUUUAUACUCACAGACACGUUGAAGACUUGUGUGCUAACAGCCCUAGAGAUUACACAAAACUUGUGGCAAAACACCUGUCUCACAACAAAAAUAAUAGAAUUCAGGACACAGAUCGGAGUGGCUGGUACCGGCGUGUGGAAAACAAUGGAUGGAGGCCUGUCUCUGAAAGAUUUUGGUUACCAACAGACAAUGAGAUCGUGGAAAGCCAAAAGGAAACAGAAUUCCAUUUCUCUAAGCUGAAGAGAAGGCAGGAUAUAGAAAAGAAAAGGAAGAUUAAAAAGAUAGAAUGGAUGAAACAGAUGUACUACACUGGAACCCUGGCUGCCAAGACUUCUAAUUAUGAAACCAUAGAUUUAAUUCACACAGCCACUGAAGGACUAAUAAGAACAAUUGAGGAGGGUGGGGUAGAUUCUGUGAUGGAGUGGGAGGUGGAUGAAGUACUGAACUGGACCAACACACUCAACUUUGAUGAGUAUAUUGCCAAUUGGAAGCAAAUUGCUACAAGCAACUCAUCAGUUAACUUCCAGGGCUUCCGUUUUGAUCAAACUCUGGAAAAUCUUAACCAAUAUGAAGAUAUUCCAAAGGCCCAAAGGAAAGCACCAUAUGAUAAUGUUUAUGGAAAGCCAAUUGAUACUAGAAUAACUUAUGGAGUAGAGAUAUAA
Dipodomys ordii (Ord's kangaroo rat) is the source of this 792-nucleotide messenger RNA. RefSeq names its product chromosome unknown open reading frame, human C11orf65 (gene CUNH11orf65). The record is from RefSeq and is a predicted model, not a curated record. The transcript is spliced from 7 exons. Lineage: Eukaryota; Metazoa; Chordata; Mammalia; Rodentia; Heteromyidae.